AUGCAGUACCCCUCAAAGGAUCGCGCAUCACCUCACGCAAAAAACGGAUUUUUUGCCGGGAAUAAGAGCGAGGAAGAGGAAGGCAAUGUGAGCGAUCAAAGUGAAGAGAACUAUUCCAGACUGGAUUCUCCAUUCCGGAGCAUGAAACCAAAUCGAUACGGGAGGGUGAAAGAUGUGGCGGAUUUGAUGCCAGGCAACAUGUCAGAAGAAACCAUCACCAGCAUCAUUGCCGGCAGCACGAAUCUAAUCUCGCCAGCGAUGCAGAAAAGUUUGAUGUCAUCCAUGUAUAGCAAGGAUAUUACCAAACGCAUGCUUGACGUGUUUGUCGAUACACUCAAUACGUACCGCUACGUGAUUCCAAAUAAGCCUAUAUUUGAUGCGUACGACAAGUUUUACGAAAACGGCGGGGUUGUCACAAAGGAUAAUCUGACACAGUUCGGUCUGCUUGCCGCAACCUGUGCGAUCGGCACCAUGUACGUGACAAUCUCGCAACUAGACCUCGUUCCGGGCCUUUCACAGGACGCAGCGUACGACGAAUUCGAAAGUAUCAAACAACUGUGCAACUCUGCUGAAGUUGCCUGUUUCACGGCGCAGAAUAUUGGUGAAAAGGAAGAUAUCUACUCUGUCCUCACCUAUAUCCUGCUCUCGCGCCAUCACCUCGUGCGUGGGCGCACAGACCUGAUGUGGAUCGCCGCAGUCAACUUUGUGCGCGUGGCAUUCGACCUGGGCUUGCACCGCGAUGGAACACAGCGUGGGCUUGAUGAUGCAGCGGUAGAGCAAACUCGCGAGAUGUGGUCGCUUGUGUAUAGCAUGGAGCGCAGCUUUGCGCUGCAGUUGGGCCGCACACCAAUCAUUUUGGACAGCGCGUGCGACACAAAACCCCCGGCGAUUUACCACAAUCUGGACAAUGUCCCGCCCGAUAUGCGGCAUUUGUUUACCAAUGCGCCUCCGCCCCAUCUCCUGCUUAUUAACCGGAUCCGUAUGGUCAGUGCACCAUUACAGGGCGACCUCGCAUAUGCAAUGCACAAUCUGUACAAGCCCUUGUCGUACGCGCGUGCACUCGAGAUUCACAGUGAAUUUGAGCGUUUUGUCGCAAGCGAACUGCCUUUUUACUUUCUAGUGGACAUGGUGGACAAUAGACUAGUGCAAGAUACACGAUGCGACGGGCAUUAUUCCUUUGUCAAGAUCCAGCGCCACCAACUGCGGUUCGACUUUGAUGUGCCGGUACUUGCGCUGUUCAGUCCCUUUUUACUGCGCAAAUCGGCACGGCCGGGCGGCAAGUAUGCCAAGUCCUACGAGGUUUGCCUACAAACGGUCAAGAUCAACCUGGCGCUUCGCCACGAAGUGCGGUGCGAUGAAUCACUGCCGAAACGCUAUCGCGAAAGCAUCUCUUCUUUUGGGUGGUUCAAUACCUUGGUCGUCGCAGGGAUCAUUUUGCUCAAGAACCCGCCUGCCGACGAAGUGCAUAUUUUACGGGGACACAUGAACGAGUUUGUUCUGCGCGAGAUCGAUGGCGACAACCCAGAGCACAACGCGAAACUGAAGCGCGAGGUAGAUUUUAUCCAGUCCUUCCUCGACAAGGCAAAGCUGCCGCAAGACGAGGAUGUCUUGCACAUUGCAAAACGCCAGUGUACGCGCAAUGAAUCGCGGUCAGCUCCGGACGCCGAGCACUCGUCUGUUGACCAAGCGUUGUUCAACAUUCGCGCCGAGCAGGACAUGCUUUCACAAACGCGCCAGACAAUGUGCACAUUGCCACUGGAUAUGAACUGGGUGGGUGUCUCGCAAAACGGCGGUGCGACAGACCUUGAAUAUAACCCUAUGGCUCCGUUCAAUGCCACACCAUACCACUCCGUUUUUCCCAAUCAGUCGCUCUCCGACGAUGGGCUGAUGAAUUUAGGCGAAGUACUGAACUGCUCCAUGUUUCCUCAAACGCCCAUGAUACCUGCUAAAAAUGGCCAGACUUCUGCCAUGGCGCCUGGUCUACAGACACUGUCGUCUGAUAUGCAGCAUCACGGCCAAGAUACACAGCAAUUAUUGUAUUUAUGGUGA
This is a messenger RNA of Malassezia vespertilionis, 2049 nucleotides long. RefSeq lists its product as uncharacterized. Gene Ontology annotation, biological process: DNA-templated transcription. The coding region runs from base 1 to 2049 and encodes 682 amino acids. The record is from RefSeq and is a predicted model, not a curated record. Gene Ontology annotation, molecular function: zinc ion binding; DNA binding. The transcript has a single exon. Lineage: Eukaryota; Fungi; Basidiomycota; Malasseziomycetes; Malasseziales; Malasseziaceae.